CGUCUUCCUGUGCGGAAUAACGCCGAGUGCCGUUCAAUCUCCGGCGAAGUCCUCCGACGAAGUCAUCGGCCGUUCCUACCACAGCACACAGUUCAGGUUGGACAUUAUUUCAUUAUUUUUUCUCGUUCACGCGUAUUGUUAUUAAUUUUUUUCCCUAUCAAAGUCUGCCGUUCAUUUUUUUCGUUCCACUCUUUCCGACCGUCCCGUAAUAAUAUUGCUGUCUAUUGCGCUAUAGGUAAUAACAACAGUCACUGAUAAUAAACAACAGCGCUGAAUAAUUAACACCUCGGUAAAAGUAUACGAUCGCAUUCGAGCGGUCAUAAUGUUUAUCGUCGCGUGUGGUUUUUUUUUUUCUUCGUAACGCUUUUUUUUUUCCUUUUUUUGUCCGUUCGUUACAACAAUAAUAACUUGCUGUAAACAAAUAUCCCAACGGCAUAGCAAGUCGAAAAUAUCUACGGGGACAACGCGCUCACCGAAUCCGACAGCAAUAACAUUCUUAUCUAUUUUUAUCUAUACACGAUUGACAACAAUCAUAACAAUAACAAUCAACAUAAUAAGUACGGUCACGAUACGUCGCGAUUCAACGUCUCAUAUUUUUCACGUUUCAGAUUAGUCCGGUGUCCGUUGGAAAAGCGCACGUAGCAACCGACCAGCCGCAGCCAUGGCCGACGAUGAAGUGAGUGUCCUACCUCUCCCACCUUGCCCCCCUUUUCCCCUCCCCGGACCGGUCUCCCGAUGGCCGUUUGUUUAACGCGUUCGUUUUUCUCUCGCUACAGGCAAAGAAGGCGAAACAGGCGGAAAUCGACCGCAAGAGGGCCGAAGUACGUAAGCGUAUGGAAGAAGCGUCCAAAGCCAAGAAGGCCAAGAAGGGUUUCAUGACCCCGGACAGAAAGAAGAAACUCCGUGUAAGUGGCCCGGAUUUCGCGCGGCUAGCGACGGGGUGAUUAAUGGGUGUUGUUUUUAUUUUCUUUCUGCUUUCGCGCCCUCAGCUGCUUUUGAGAAAAAAGGCCGCCGAAGAGUUGAAGAAAGAACAGGAACGCAAAGCGGCCGAGCGGAGACGGAUCAUCGAAGAACGGUGCGGACAACCGAAGAACAUCGACGACGCCGGCGAAGGUAAACGAGCGUUUCGAUUGUUUGAAAAUUCGUCGGAUUUUCUACUUUUUUUUUUUUCACCAUUUCUUUUUUUCUGGCGGCCGGCCGAAAUCCGUUCGACCCCACCGCACACAACACGAUAAUAUUAAUGUAGGACGAAAAUAAUAAACGGUUGCAAUUUUUUUUUUUUUUCUGUUCGCUGCGUCGAACGCAUUAUUAUUGCAUGUAGAUACGAUCAAACGGGUGAUCAAAGAGUAUUACGACCGGAUCACGAAAUUAGAAGAUCAAAAGUUCGACUUGGAAUACGUCGUGAAAAAGAAAGAUUUCGAGGUUGGUUGGCGGAGACGGUGUUGUUUUUUUUUUUUUUUUUUUUCAUAUGUUUUUCAAGCUAUUAGCCUUCGCCGGAGAAUUUCAUACGUAUAUUUGUUUUUUUUUCUGUUCCUCACGCUUUUUCGCGUCCGAUUUUCGUUCAGCCCAUUCUAUACCGUCUCGGGUGGUUUUUUGGCUUGGCGUCAACGUCUUCGCAUAUAUAUAUAUAUAUAUACGCAUCGCGCAUCGCAAGGGCAUCUGCGUUUGACGUUUUGUUUUUUUUUUUAUCCGCGCAUUCGUACGCGCGUACGUGCGCUGGCCAACGUCAACACUAACGCUUAAUUAAAAAAAAAAAAAAAAAAAAAAAUUAAAAAAAAUCGUCGCCGCGCAGUAACGUUGCCAAAAACGGCGCGCGUUCGGCGCCGCACCCGCGCGCACGAAGCCGUCCGUCGGAAUCGUUCGCGCGGACGUCGAGACGUUUUCGCGUUGUUUUACCGAAAUAAUCGUCGCCUUUACGCGAUUGUUUCGCGCGCGACCACGGGCCGCCGGGGUCCGCCCGCGCGGCGUGUUCGGACGGACCCGCGGGGACGGGCGCGGCGCUCGCGCGUUAUUUACGACUUUCGUCCGCGCGCCCGGGGAAAAAUAAACCCGAAAAAAAAUAAAAAAAACAGCGCGUUUUUUACGCCGCGGCCGUUCCGGUAACGGCGCACGCUGUACGAACCGUUUUAUACGUUACAUGCACAACACCCCGGUACGCAUAAAACGUAUACGACUGCGUGACGACCGAGACGUUUUUAUUUCAUUUUUUUCAUUUUUCGGAGUUCGCGUAGUAACGGCGAUACAACGCUGCACGCGCGCUCAACGGACCCGCAAGGUUACCGUCGUCGACCCGUCAAAUUUACAAUAAAACAAAACGCGUUUUUCCAAUUUCGUCAUUGCGAAUUGUAAUCCGUCCAAUCAGUGUAACCGAUCGUCGCAUGCAUCUUAGGCGAUUAACAUAUGAGAUGCGACGCAUAGUAGGAUACGUGAAAUGACGCAAUCGAAUUCGAUCGACAGUAAUUAUUUUACCCGAUCAUUUCUGUUCGGUCGCGGCCGAAAAAAACAAAACAAAAUUCUAUGCAGUACAAUACGUGUCGUAUAACUUCACUGUAUUCCGACCCUGGACACAGUACACAGUCGAAUCGAAAUUUUUUUAUUAUAUUGUUUUCGUGUGUUAAAAUAAUAAUAAUAAAAAAAAAAACCCCACGCGGUACGUCACUGCAGUUUCCCGGAGUCGUAUACCCGCGCAUAACGUUUCCAAACUGCCGGAGUUGGUAUUCGGCCGCGGUAUUUUGUUGUUAUUUGUUUUCCCCCCGUUCGCUGUCUCACAGUAAUCGAUGUUUAGAGGAGCUCGCGGAAAUAUGCGAAGAAUUAUGGAAACGGUUUUACGAUUUGGAAGGCCAAAAGUUCGACUUGGAACGGAGUGUCCGAAUGAAAGUUUUCGAGGUAAUUCGCUCGUACGCACGGCCGCGAUGUCGGAGUCUCCGCAUCCUGUUGAUCGAAUGCUAUUACCUAUAAUAUUAUUUUUAUUUUUUUUUUUCUAAUCACGAAUUCCCGCGUUACCCUAAAACUCCCAAAAACAACCCGCACGUCGCAUUGCCGUUCGAUUAACACGCACGCGGAAACGUCGCGUCGUUAAUCCGACCGCGUUAACGAUACGCCGGCGUUUUUCGCCCUUUCGGAUGCCGUCCCGCGCAUGCGUCCUCUACGGUUUUUUUUUCCCCGCGAACGUUCCCGAGGGCGAACGCCUUAACGCUCACCGCGGCCCGGCAAUCGAGACUUGACCGGAAACACCGCAAGAAAACCGCGAAAUCGAAUCCGCCGAACCCGGGCCCGGGAACGGGAGACGCCCGGCCCGCCCCGAGAGCGUAGGGUCCCGCGGUCAUCGGUCCGCGAACGGAACCCAGCACCGGACGCUUGCACCGUCGGCGUCGGAAUCCGUGCGCCGCGCACUGCGUAAACACGGGACAGCGCAUUGUCGUUUCGCGGACGUUCGAUUAAAACGGGGGAACGUUGUCGCGGCCGGGGCGAGAAACGACAACCGCCGAGACGGAAACCGCGAGGACUUUUACCGCGACGGCACGUCGUUUCUGCCGGUAACGCACGGUGCUGUUUGUCUUCCGGGAUAGCGACGUCGAGGAACGUGUUUUGUUUGUUUUUUUUUUCCACGCCCCUACCCAACCCCCCCCCCCCCCCCGGAUAAUAUAGACGUUUGCGAAACGACGCGAACGCGUACGUUUAGUGUCGAAUUUUACAACGUUUAGAGAUAGAAAAAAAAAACGAAAAUCGUCAAAGUUUGUAUUUUUUCUACGCAAAUCGUACGUGCGAUCAAUUUACGCUCGCGGACUGUUAACGCAGUAUUCGGUAUUACGCUCCGAACGCGAACAAUAUUAACAAUUGUUGUCCGCACGACAAAAUUUUUUAUACAAAUAAAAAGUUUUGUCAAACCGGUAAUGAGUACGCCUACGAUUUGGUAUUUGCGGUAUUUGUUUCGGUAUUUUUUUUAUUUUUUGUUUUUUGUCACCUAUUACCGUUACGCAUGAGCCAAACGUACCUGACCCACCAAUAACCCACGUCUGUUUUGUUCGCUUACGUAUAUCUAACAUCGUUGUUUGACUUCGUGCACGCUAAUCGCAUAAACGAUUUCCUAUUGAAAUCGGCAUCGAACCGAUCGCGCACACAUACUUAAACAAUGUUUUGUUGGCUAUUUUAGAUCAGCGAGUUGAACAGCCAAGUGAACGACUUACGAGGAAAGUUGUAAGUAUAUAUUCGCGAACAAUUUUAUUGUUGCCGCGUGUUAACGCGCGCAAUAAUAUUAUAUUCCGGUCUAUUUUACAAUGCGGUUUUUUUUCCUCGUCCGUUUUAGCGUUAAACCAACAUUGAAGAAAGUCUCCAAAUACGAAAACAAAUUCGCGAAACUCCAAAAGAAAGCGGCCGAAUUCAACUUCAGAAACCAACUGAAAGUAGUGAAAAAGAAGGAGUUCACCCUGGAAGAAGAAGACAAGGAGGUUCGUUUCGCGGUCAUACUAAAAUUAAAAUUACAUUAUCGUUAAUCUUUACCACGCACACACUAAUACUAAUGGUUUUUUUUUUCCUAUUCCGUUUUUGUUUUUCGAUACAGAAAAAACCAGAUUGGUCCAAAAAGGGAGACGAGAAGAAGGUAAAAGAAGAAGUGGAAUACGAGGCAUAGACCUCCGACAAACUUCAUUGUUCGCAACGAAUAUUGCACAUUUUUGCCCAGUUUUAUUUAUUUUCAUUUAUUCUAUACUAUAAUAUUAUGUUCAUUCAACACCAGCAUGUAAUUGUACUAUUAACUAUAACCAAAAUAUUUGUUGUCAAAUCUGACGGAUCAUAAAUGUCUCUCAUUAAAGUUAUAUUUCGUGUUUAUGUUUAUUAACAAAUCUAAAAUGAAAAAAACAACCCCUGUGUACCCUGUGUUACCCUUUAUACGUUAUCCCUGAACAAAUCUUAUUAUUAUACUAAAAUCGUUUUGAAUUUAUUUUAACGCACUGCGUAUACGGAAAAAAAAAUGUAUAUUUUAUUACUAUUCGUUUGUUCCAAAAAAAAAAAAAAAAAAAAAAAAAAAAAAAAAAUAAUAGACAUAAUUUUUAAAAUUAUUAUUAUUAUUAUUUUUUUUUUUUCACUAAUAUUUUUACAUAAUACUGUACAUGCGCCUCGAACGAGUCCUUAAAACGAAUAAUUCUGUUUUUAUAACGGUUCCGUUCCUACCUAAAAGUAAUACCCUAUACAAAAACAAGAAACACCACCCCCGCACCCGUUUUUUAUCCUUAACACAAAUAUUUCCAAACAAAAAAAAAAAAAUAAAAACCCUCUUGUCCUAUCGCAUUGUGCGUCGCAUAACACAUGGCAAUGAUCGUUCAAAAAUGGCCGAUCGACAAUUUUACAGGAACCACCGACCAAAACAUCGUCGCCCGCACGAAUCUCAAUGUCAAUCCCUUUGCAUACACUAUCCGUUUGUAAACGUGUUUAUAGAGUUUAUAUGGAUUUUUCCGAUCCGUUAUGUGUUAUCCGUUCUUUUCCAUAUAAGACACGUUUGCUGCUAAGUGUCUACGGGAACAAUCGGCGCUGGUAUUCAGGUAAAUUAUCGAACGAUUUUUUUUUAAACAUAUUUUUGUUUUCCGAAAGGAUAACUCGUAAAAAAAAAAAAAAACCGCAGACCAUAUCGCGCCGGUAUAGAGUGACGAAGGUAAACGCUCGAGAGAAAUAUCCCGGGACCGAUCCGUUUUGAGGCCAUGAUAUUUUGAGGCUCAGACGUCUUUUUUUUUUUCGUCUUCCCAGUUUACAUCUAUCUUUAGCCCCGUUAUAGUCUCUUUAGCGAUUGCUCCCGGACUAGUUACACACAUGAAACGAGAAAUAACUAUCACGCGAGCGAGUGUCAUUCAGAAGGAAAACAAGGGUUCGAUAUUGAUAUCGUAUUACGAAAAAGUCGACUGGACCAGUUUCCACCGAAACGAACCUUUUCCCUUUUACGCCGAAAGACGUAUCGGCCGAUUUCCAACAAAACAAUAACCUACGUACCUGAAAAAUUCUACGGUCACGGUGGUCCGAUAGGACAUCGCGGUUUCAUUCGCUGAUCAAAAUCACGCAUUGACACUGCAUGUUGUUACGGAAAACAAUCAUCCCGUGUGCGUAAUACAAUUUAUAUUUGUAUUAACUUUAUUAGUGUUGGUUUCUGUUAAUUACCGCAAAAUUUGAAAUAAAUAUUUGGUAUUCAAGGCCUGUUUUACGUGUUUUCCUAUCGUGGUAUGCGUGUUUGAAAUACGCGUCUCGUAUGCCGAAUUUCGAACAUUCGUUUCGUGCACCGGCGAACUUCUGACGGAUAUCGAUCAAUAAUAUCUGUUUUUGGUGGAAACACGCGUUUGGGUGGAAAAGGGAGAGUUGAUUCGUGUUGGCAGAGACGGGUACAGGCGGAAAUCGACAGGCGGCGCAUUUGACGGAAACAUGUAUUGGCGCAAAACGGAAAGGUUCAUUUCGGUGUAUAACGGUAACGCCCCUGAAAUCAUUAAACUUAUAACGUUGAAAAAAAAUAAAAAACCGCCGAAAGAGUGUGUACGGAAAUAUUUACGAGCAAAUAAUGAUGGAUAUCCGCGGGGAUCAGGUGAAAUAAAAUAUGAUGUAUGAGUCGAGAGAACGAGGCGCAACGAAAAACAUGCAAAAUGUCGUGCGAAGAGAUUAAAAUACGUUAAAUUUAGGCGGGUAACGAAAAUUGCGUCUACCGGAGUGCAGGUUUUUUUUUUUUAAUUUCUUCAUUUAAUCUUCAUCGUGUCCGGGGAGAGGGGCGGUAUACAAUAGGUUGUUGACCUCGAUGUGUAUAUAUAUAAAAGCGGAAUUUAAUUUAAUUAAAAAUUAUAAUAACAAUAAUAAAAUCGCUGAAUCCGAUAAAUUCGAGGCACCCAGCUGUUUUCAAUCGCUUUGACACGUAUUCUGUACAAGAAGUAAAAAGUUCGAGUUUAAAGAAAAACUGUCGCCAUUAAUUGGCUAUACAAAUAUACCGUUCCCGAAAUUUAACGUUUUCGCCUAUCGUCGGACACUUAUUGGCGAAACUUUUUUUCCGAUAUUUUGACACGAUCGUGUUUUUCGUCAGCGGGAAAUGGCGCUAAAUUUCAGGACCGGGAAACGAUCCCGAAUAUCCAGGCCCGGAUUAAGGCGUAAGCAAGUGUAGAAUACAACCUACGCUACUGGUCAUUUUGAAAUCGAGGACAAGGGGGCGAAAUAUUUCUUUCCUGUUUUUCCCAAUUAAUAUGAAAACCCUUUGGAAAACUAAAAAAUGACCUCCUCGUCGCGCCAACUAAACGCAACAAAAAAAGUCUCUCUUAAUUUUUCGGUCAAAGCAAGUUUUGUGGUAAUUUAAAGUUGUUAACACGGAGAAAAAACGUAAAAAAUAAAAGCGACCAAAGCAUUAAUAGAACUAACACGUUUCUCGCUCCGAUCAGAAUCUAAAAACAAAAAAAACAGCGUAGUAAAACCAAUAAUUAUUAAUUUAUUGUCUAUCAUUAUGAAUACACAUUUGUGAAAGCAGGACUUGACAGAGUUUCGCCGUUCGUCACUGAAAACUCAUAGUCGGUAUAUUCUUGUAAAAUGUAAUAGUAGGCACUUAUUUCUUUUACAGUUUACGAGCACUGUGCUCGGGGCCUGACUUCUGACACUAUUUCCGUUAGAAUUUAACGAUCCACCCUCGUGGAUUUUGGGUGCUUGCCGGAGUGAUUGGGCGUACGUUUUCAAUUGUUUAGAUUAUUAUUGAAUCUUAAAAUGUUCAAUAAGUUUUCACUGAGGAGCCCGGUUGCCGGUACGUUUUUUAUUUUUUUUAAACUCAAACGAGAAAAACUCACAUGCCUCGCUGAUCGGUCCGAUUUCGACGAUUAUUUGUCUUAUCCGGAAUAGGAAGAUUAUCUACAAACCGCAAUGAACUCCGUUUUUUAAUAUUUUCGUCUCAAAUCGUAAUCGUAUGUAAUAUGUUCUUAAAAACUUAACUUAAUGUCCCUAAAUUUUUUUUUUACCGUCUUUGUGUACCAUUAUUUGAAGUAAAUUAAUAAGAACAGUAGAAAAAAAAAUUAUGUUGGAAAUAACGAAUUAUCCCUAUUACCAAAAAGUCGUGUUCGUCUAUAAAAACGGCCGUACCUCUUCGCCCUUAAUUAUUUAUUUAUUUAUUUGUUAACUAUAACACAAAUGCUGGCAGUUUAAUUCCAGAAGAUCUUAGACUAACUAGUACUAGGUGGGAAGGGUGACAGUAGCGGAUUAAUUUAAACCUAGAAGAAAAAGUGUAAUGGGACCAGACUAAGCAGUAUUGAGUAGACGCAAAGCGCGGUGAAGGGAAUUAUUAAACCCAUAAGAGAGGAAGUGUUGAAGCACGUGGGGAAAAAGAAUGGUUUUUGGUGGAGAAGGUGGGGACCCGGAAAUAGAUGGUUGACAGUUAAUCUGGGGCAUCGAUGGUUCCAUCGAGAAGAGGAUAGACGGAGGAGACAUCAGCCUUAAUACGGCAAAAACAAAAGUUGGUAGGUCAAGAACAGGGUCCUAGGUCGAAAUAUAUCUGGUCAUAAUAUCUCCGGUCAUAUUAUCUCCGACAAAGUAUCUACAGUUAAUAAUAUCCCCAGUAAGAAAUAUCUCCAAUAAAAAAUAUCUCCGGUACAAAAUGUCUCCUAAUAAAAUCUCUAGGAUUUAUAUGAAUAUUUUUGAUUACCUAUUAAUUUCAGAUUGUAAGCAAACCCUCUUAAACAAAAUAAAAUAAAUAUUCGAUUGAACAAAAAUUAAAUAAAUAUUUUAAAAAUAAUUAACUCUCGAUGUAAUUGUAUCACACGCCAUACCUAACCUUAGUGUAGGAACUCGUAAUCGUGAAAAAUAUUUCAGAUAAUACUACACAAUACUAAUAUUGUGAUUAGUUAUUAUUUCCUGUGGGAUAUUUCUAUUAAAGAUAUUUUCAUAGGAGAUAUUCUUAACUAGAGAUAUUUUUAAUUGGAGAUGUUUUGAUCGGUCACCCAAGGAAAGAACGGAUGAUUGAAUAGUCGUGUUGUCAAUGAUAAAUUUUUAAACAGUAGGCAAUAAGUAACGGAAACUGCUCGCGUUUAAUGCGAAGCUGGUCGCGCGCGAAGCGAGGACGCCAAACUACUACGCCGCAUUCGAGUAUUGGCCGUACGAGUGAUGUGUAAAGUGCACGGAGACAGAGGCGAGAAGAAAAGUGUGAGGUAUUUCAUUUGAUAAAAACUCAGAAUUCUCAGAGCUCAGCCAAUGAUGAAAUUGAUAUAUGGUGUUUAAAUAACAAAUUGGGUGUAAAAUAGAUACCUAAAUAUUUUGCGAAAGCGACGCGAUUAAUUAGGCAGCCGCUAAAGGAAUAGUGGUGGGAGAUGGGUGAGAGACUUUUGGAGAAUGAUAUUAUGUGGCACUUUCCAAUAUUAAGACAGAGGUAGACCUUGUUAACUCAAAUGCAGAAAGAACCAAGGUGGGAUUGAAGGCGAAGACAAUCAAACGGAAAAUUGACUGUGAUGAUGAAUAAUUUUAUGUCAUCGGCAAAUAGAAGGGCUUUGGCAGAAGUCAGAUUGGAUUAGAAUGGCAGUUGGCGAUAUACUGUCGACGAUUGACAUUCACGAAAUUUCGAACGGCGUAAUUAUUAAAAAUAAUAUACUAUUUGAGAUGGGUGUUAAGAUUUUGUAAAAAUUACACAUCGGCGAUGAAACAGUCUAGAUAAUUAUUUGUAAUUAUGUCCGCGGAGCCGCGUUGGCGACGGGUAGGUGGGUUAACGUACCUAUACGUGUUAUACGAUGGUAAAAAACGAAAUUGUUACUAUUAUAAUUUUUUUUUUUUUUUUAAAUCUCGAAAACUGAUCAUCGUUUUGUUGUCGAUUAAAAAGGGCGAAGGAGACGACGGCGAGUGCACAGAAGACGAAAAGACCGACGACGGAUUGACUACCGAAGGCGAAUCGGUCGGAGGCGAUCUUACAGACGCGACCGAAGACGCGGCACAGAGCGACAGCGAGCUACUCGAAGAACCGGUUGUCGAACCGGAACCAGAACCUCAACCACCGUCCCCGGCGCCGGAAGGUAAUUUCCGUUCGGAUAGGAUUUUUCGCUCGACAACGGCGCGGUGUUAAUUGAUUUUUGUAUUUUUUUUUUUAUUUGUCCCUCAGAGCUGUGGGCUUAUCUCAAGGAUACCGUGUGCUCGAACAACCCACUCAGCGUCGACGACCUGGUUGACAAACUGAUGACCGCCGUCACCGCCAUACCACAACCCCUACUCAACUCCGUGGUCAAAGACACCAUCAAAAAACAGAAAUCGAUUGACGAAGGUGACUAUAAUAUACCAUGCAAAUCGCAAUCCGUUGCUUUUUUUCUUUUGAUGAAAUGUCACUUUUUUGUUACUACGUUUGAUAUAAGCCACUAUAAGUCAAUUAUCGUUUUCGGUACAAAUUUCCGAUAAAGUUCAUCAUGAUUUGGGAUUUCAACAAAAAAUAUUUUCUUUUUUUUUCAUCAUUUCUCAUACAUCGUACUGUUUUUAACUAUUUUAUUGUUUAAUAAACAUAAAACAGCGGUUGGCCAUGAAUAACGUGUGUUACGUGAUGUCCAGCCGUGUUUUCCCGAUGAGUAUAUCUCUGUAUAUAUUGGAAUUUUUAUUCUUUUUCAAUUGUGUUUUGUUAAUGGAUCAUGUCUUAAAAAGAAAAAAAAACACACAUUUUUAUAUUUACCCCUAAAUCGCUGGGUAAUGAUGAAUGUUAUUUAAUGUUGCCUAUGUUUGUUGCGUUAAAAUGCGUUUACAUCAAUAUUUAUUUAUAAAGUGGCUAUAUUGAAAAUCGAACGAACCAAAAAAAAAAAAAUAGGUUUUUCCUUCUAACGGUGAAGGGAUGAAAAUGGAAAUACAAUUUUUCUCCAAACACAUAUAAUGUGUUACCCUCGUACAAAAUCUGAUUGAGAAAAUUUAAUAUUAUCGUCGGGAAAACACGGUGGGACAUAAAUAUAUAAAUAUAAACGAACGCAUUAACUGAAUAUCACUAAAAUUUACUAAUUUAGAACAUCGAGUCACUUUCUCCCACUUUUGUAUCCUAGUUUUCCGCCGAUAACAUUGAAGUCUCGUUUCAAAAUGUAUGCUGUAUAUUAUCAUAUAAAACUAUAGGUGAUGUAGUCCCUGCAUGUUUAAAACGUUUUAUACAAUAUACAGGUUUAAAACGUUUUAAACUUUCGAAAAUUUUAUUAAAAUAACUAACGUUAUGUAUAACUAUAUCAUGUUCCUAUUCGUUUCCAAAUUAUAUAUGAAAAUCAACAGUCUCAGUUACGUUUGGACGAACGAGUACAAUUUUUCUAAUUCGUAUUUUGUCCUUAAUUAACUAUGGAAACAUUGUAUUUACAAUUACCUAUAACUAUUGUAUGUGUAGAAGAAAAUAAAUGUUUCAAAAUAAGAACACGUUUAGAACGUGUGCACUACGUCAUUAUUAUUAUACGGUAAAUUUGUAAAUAAGUAUACAUUUGGCGUGAAAACGUUUUCGAAGAAAUUUCCCAAUCACACAAUAAAAAUGAUCGCAGCGACUAUUUCUAUGUGCAUUACGACGCAUUUUGUGCACUACAAUAAAUUAAAAUGCGCACCUGCCCACUUGCGUAUAUAUUAUAGACGAGCCACGAGGUUUCGCAGAUGUAUGGAAAACAUUUUAUUUGUUUUAUAUCUACAGUGUAAUCAAUCCUCGAUAAGACACCAAAAUUUCGUAUUGACAUUUUCGGCUUUUUUUUUUUUUUUAAACAACUUGUAAAACAAAUAGUAGCUCUAAAACGUUACAUUGCCGUUAUUUUUCGUUAUGCUUAUUUUCGGGGGUGAAACUAAUAUUUUAGAUUUUACAUUAAAAAUUUUGCAUCAUACAUUAAAAAUAAUUCCAUAAACAUAGAUGACGGUUUAGUUAAAAUGUAUUUUGGCGUUGAGAUUUGUGAUUUUCGUCAACGCCGAUGUACACACCAAACUCAAAUGCGUGUGUGCGAACCACGGAAAGUCGGGAAAAAAAAUAGCCGCGGAAUAAUUUUGACUUGAGCAAGAUUGUGUAAACUCUGUAAAACUGGAUUUUUAUGUCGAUAAAUUUGCAUUUUAAAAUCUCCCUAUACGCGCGCGACCCGCUCUCGAAUAAUCGAAAUCCGGCGGAUUCGAAAACACCAGCUCGGUUUUUAUGUAGACCGGACGUUACUGUACAAAUAUUUUUGUACGUGGGUAGUGCGAUUGAUGAGAUCCGCCGAACCGUUGUUCCGGCACAAACCAUCACCGGAAGGGCUUUCGUUUCCGGGUAGAGUCUCGUCUUCGUAUCCACCGCGGUGUUUAGUUCGCAAACGAUUUAUUUUGUUGUUUUUUUUCUUUCGCAGGACUCGAAGGCGGCCCACCGGCCGAAGGCGACCCCGCGGCGCCCGCAGAUCCGGCGGCAGUGCCGGCCGAAGGAGAUCCCGCGGCGCCCGCCGACCCGGCGACUGCUGAGGUGGCGGCGACCGUCGAGGGGGAACAGCCGGCAGCGGCACCGGACGCGGCUCCAGCCGACGGUAGUCCCGCGGAAGCGCCGCCGGCCGAAGCCACGGAAGCCGGCGCAGCAGCCGAACCGGCGCCGGACGCGGCCGCAGCGACGGACGCGGCCGCGGUGGCGCCGGACGCAGCGGCUACGACGACGGAAGCGGCGCCGGCGGCCGCCGAGGAGGCCGUGGCACCGACAGUCGCAGAAGCGGCGCCGGCACCGGAACCAGUUGCGUCAGGUACAGUACACUGCCUAUGGCCCACUCCUUGA
Molecule: messenger RNA, 12691 nt
Organism: Cinara cedri
Lineage: Eukaryota; Metazoa; Arthropoda; Insecta; Hemiptera; Aphididae
Source: the annotation of a GenBank genome assembly